GGAGCUUCUGCCCGCCCCACUCCAAUUGAACCCUGGGUACCAUUGGCCUUGUCUUGCAGACAUCCUGGACGAGUGGUGCUCACUAAGUAGCCCUUUGAUGGCUUCAAAAGAUCAGCCCCUCAGUCCUGUGUUGCAGACUGGUGGCUUGCUCCUUCGCUUCCAGCGUCUCGCUGGCCUCUGCCUAUGACCUCUGUGUCUCCCAGAGGGGUAGACCCCAACUUCUGGGGAAGAGACACAGCAGGUGGGAGUAACAUAUACAAGAGGGGUGAGCUUGUCUUCCUGCUGUGUGGCAGCUGACUGCUAUAGGUACCUCAUGUCCUAAAAGAUGAUUCCAGACCAAAUGACCACUCAGAAGUUUGGCUUCUCUGGAAGAAAAAGAUGCCGCCUCUGGUGUGACUGAGCCAGAAGAUCUAGAAGUUCAGAAUCCCUGAAACUUGAAGUGAAAUCCUGGGGAGAGAGUCACCUAAACAAGGAGCACCCUGGCUUGAGAGCAGAUCUAAGGGGAGAGCUAUCUGAUCCCCAGCCCCACUCCCAAACACGCUACAGAGAACGAUCGUCAGAAACCUCCCCACUCAUCUGGAGCAAAAACAUAGACUAAGCCCGGGAGCUAAGAACAAAGUCGGAAACAGAAAUCGGACAUUGGACAGCUUCUGGGAAAGCCAACAGGAGCAGCAGCAACUACAAAGACCUUAUUCUACUGGACCUUUGUAGUGGGAGUGAUCAGGAUCUUUCAGGUAGGGGAAAAGGUGGUUGACCAGAUACAGGGAGCAGCAAUCAACUGUGAAGGAUCUAGUCCAAAUGGAGAUGUUUCUUAUAUUCUAGAAGAAAAAGAGCAGCAAAGACUGAGAAGGGAUCCUACCAAGAUCUGUCACUGGGGAAGGAAGUAGCCCAGUCUCGGACAAGGGGAUCAUUGAUGUAAGUGAGCCCUCUAUUCCUUUCCCAUUGGGUACUAAGAGCCUAGAUUGCACUGGAAGCUUUCUGAUCCCUUUCUCCCAAGUUCAACCAAGGGCCAUAAAGAUUGAGAAGACCUGAGGGAAGAUGGCUUCAACUGGGCUGGAACUCCUGGGCCUGACUCUAGUGGUGUUGGGCUGGCUGGGGACCCUAGUAUCCUGUGCCCUGCCUCUGUGGAAGGUCACAGCCUUCAUUGGCAACAGCAUCGUGGUGGCCCAGGUGGUGUGGGAAGGCCUGUGGAUGUCCUGUGUGGUCCAGAGCACUGGCCAGAUGCAAUGCAAGGUGUAUGACUCCCUCCUGGCCCUUCCCCAGGACCUACAGGCAGCCCGGGCUCUCUCUGUCAUUGCCCUGAUGCUUGCUUUGCUGGGUCUGCUGGUGGCUAUCACUGGAGCCCAGUGUACCACAUGUGUGGAAGAUGAGGUGGCCAAGGCAAGAAUUGUGCUGACCUCGGGCAUCAUCUUCCUCAUCUCUGGGAUCUUGGUCCUGAUCCCCGUGUGCUGGACAGCCCAUGCCAUCAUCCAGGACUUCUACAACCCCCUGGUGGCUGAAGCUCUGAAGAGGGAGUUGGGGGCUUCACUUUAUCUGGGUUGGGCAGCUGCUGCCCUGCUGAUGUUAGGGGGAGGACUGUUAUGUUGCACCUGUCCUCCACCUCAGCUCGACCGGCCUAGGGGGCCUCAGCUGGGCUACUCUGCUGCCUCAAGAUCAGGGGCCUCUGGUCUGGAUAAACGGGAUUAUGUGUGAGACAUGGAUAUCCCGAUUCAUCUCAACUAGGACUGAAAGGGCAUCUAACCCUAUUCUUUGGCCAGAGGUAAUCCUGGCUCCAGUGUUGGACUUGGCUUACCCUAACUUUAGCUCUAAAGCCUAAACCAAUGGACCGUUUCAAUCUUAAGAACUUUCUCCCAUGUUUCAUUAACCCCAAAGGAAAUCCUAUGUCUUUAUAUCCUAUUUGUAAACUACAUCCUAAUUUGGAUAGAAAUCCCUGCUUUACUGUAUUGUCAUUGUUAUUUCUUCCAAUAUUGGCUUCAUCUGCAUAAAAAGACCAAUCCUAUCUCAAAUGUCUAAGUGAGAUGUAACUGGGAAUGGGCCCUGACUAGAACUCCUUUGUUUCACCAGUCCAUUAAGACUCAGAUCUACCCUCCACUCCCAAAGCUGUUUACCCUCCCAGAAUCCAACAGGAACAAAUUAAACCUCAGACAUCCAAAUAAAGCCCCUGCUUCCUCAUUCCAAACCCCACCAGACAUUUUGUUUUGGGCGGGGCAAUGAGGGUUAAGUGACUUGCCCAGGGUCACACAGCUAAUAAGUGUCAAGUGUCUGAGACCAGAUUUGAACUCAGGUCCUCCUGAAUCCAAGCCCGGUGCUUUAUCCACUGUGCCACCUAGCUGCUCCCCUCCCCCCCAUUCUAAAGUCUAAACCCCUUAACUGGGCUUAGUUUCAAUCACCUGCCCCACUCUUCCCUUUAUGAUCCUUUAGACCUUUACCAGAGCUUUGUGAUUUCAGAGCGGAAGUGCUCUUACACAAUCCCAUGCAACCUCAUGAGAGGGGGCAAGUAUUUUCCCCAUUUUUUAGAGAAAACAAACCCAGAGAGGUUAAGUGACUUACCUGAAACAUCCUAGACCGCUCCCUCCCCCUUCCCCAAGAGCCGGGAUCUCCCAAGUCUUCUCACUAAUUGCAUACUCUUCUGAGUUUUAACAGUGGAUCUACCACUUCUAGCCACAGUCCCCAUGGAAAGUUAAAAAAAAAAAAAGAAGCACCUAGCCUCUCCUUAAAACAAAGUCUUAGAUACCUCAAAUACAUCUAGCCCCAAUUCCUACUUCUGCCCAGAUCUAUCACCAGCUUUUAGGCAAAGGAUAAUACCUUUGGCCCAAAGACUUCAAUUUCCCCUCCUUGGCUAGGAGCCCAGCUAUCCGGUCAUCUAGUUGUCUGGACCCAGCAGCACCAGCUUCCAACUCUACCGAUAAACAGGAAUAAAGGAAGUGUUUUAUAA
This is a messenger RNA of Dromiciops gliroides (monito del monte), 2935 nucleotides long. It is a transcript of the gene CLDN9, whose product is annotated as claudin 9. Lineage: Eukaryota; Metazoa; Chordata; Mammalia; Microbiotheria; Microbiotheriidae. The coding region runs from base 1039 to 1692 and encodes 217 amino acids. Gene Ontology annotation, cellular component: plasma membrane; bicellular tight junction. The transcript has 4 exons. Gene Ontology annotation, biological process: cell adhesion; bicellular tight junction assembly. Gene Ontology annotation, molecular function: structural molecule activity. The record is from RefSeq and is a predicted model, not a curated record.